Messenger RNA from Solanum verrucosum, 1117 nucleotides. RefSeq names its product plasmodesmata-located protein 8. The record is from RefSeq and is a predicted model, not a curated record. Gene Ontology annotation, cellular component: plasmodesma. The transcript has 4 exons. The coding region runs from base 11 to 904 and encodes 297 amino acids. Lineage: Eukaryota; Viridiplantae; Streptophyta; Magnoliopsida; Solanales; Solanaceae.
AAAAAUAAAAAUGUUGAUCAUCACAAAUCUUACACAACACUCUUUAUCUUUAUUCAAACUCUCUUCUUCUCUUUCAAUUUUCUUCCUUUACUUCUUCUACACUUUCUUACUUCUUAAUAAUAAUCAUAUUGUUAAAGCUCACAUUUUUAUCUAUGCAGGUUGUUCACAAGACAAAUAUCAACCAAAUUCUCCUUUUGUUCAAAGUUUAAAUUCUCUACUCUCCUCAUUAGUUUCUUCUUCUUCACAAUCUCUUUACAAUAGUUAUGCUUUUGGAAAUGACACUUCAGCCCCUCAAGAAUCGUCUAUUUAUGGUUUGUAUCAAUGUAACGGUGACCUACAAUUAAAAGACUGUUCAACAUGUGUGGCAAGUGCUGUUGGACAAAUGAACGUAGUUUGUCCAUACAAUUUUGGUGCUAUUUUGCAGUUAGAUGAUUGUUAUGUGAGAUAUGAACAUGACGAUUUUAUUGGAAAACCGGACACGAGUUUAAGGUAUAACAAGUGUAGCAAGAAUCAACUACGAGGAGACGGUGAGUUCAUUAGGCGUAGGGAUGAAGUUCUAGCGGGAUUAAUGCAAGGUGGUGGUGGGGUGAAGGGUUCUAAGGUUAGCGGGUCGGGUUCAAUAGAAGGAUUUGCACAGUGUUUGGGUGAUUUGAUUCCUGAAGAUUGUUCUGCUUGUAUUUCUGAGGCUGUUUUGAAGUUGAAGGACAUGUGUGGUGAUGCUGCUGCUGCUGAUGUUUAUUUGGCUCAGUGUUAUGCUAGAUAUUGGGGUUCGGGUUAUUAUCACUCUUCCGAUCGAUCCAACGACGAUGACGUAGGGAAAACAGUGGCAAUAAUCGUUGGAGUAUUAGCUGGCGUUGCUGUUUUCAUCGUUCUCCUCUCAGUUUGCCGCAAAUCUAUGGGGUAAAAAGAGAAAAGAGAAGCUUAAGCAUGGUCAACGAAGUGAAAGGUCGACUUCUGUGGGUUUAUUUGUUAGAAAGCAAUUAUGAGUUCCACUUUUAUUUUGUUUUUGCUAAUUUAUUAAAUGCAAAUUGUUAGGUGUAUGGACUUCUAUUUUUGUUUAUUAGAAGCUAUCAUCAUGAGUUCCACUUACUUUUAUUAAUUUAUAUUAGACACAAAA